CACUCCCCCGAAGAUGCCGCCACCUUCGCCUCCUCCAAGCCUGCUCUUGGAGGGCGAGGAGGAGGAGCAGAGCUUUGUUGAGGACCAGGCCCUCUACUAUGUCCACCGCAAGGACUGGGCCUACUGGCAAAAGGGCAAGUCCGCCAAGAAAUCCUGGACUGGCGACAAGCAGGGCAUGGUCAAGUGCAUCGUGGCCUCAAGGAAGAAAAAGUCCUUGGCCAUGGCGGCUGCCAAAAAGGCUCUGGCCGCAGUGCACAAGACCCAUGGCAAGCGCGUCCGGAAGUCCAAGAACAAGGGCUUGAAGAGGAAGGUGUUCUGGGCUCG
Messenger RNA from Effrenium voratum, 324 nucleotides. The record is from the annotation of a GenBank genome assembly. Lineage: Eukaryota; Dinophyceae; Suessiales; Symbiodiniaceae.